This is a messenger RNA of Juglans microcarpa x Juglans regia, 4094 nucleotides long. RefSeq lists its product as uncharacterized. NCBI's taxonomy places the organism in Eukaryota, Viridiplantae, Streptophyta, Magnoliopsida, Fagales, Juglandaceae. Gene Ontology annotation, cellular component: mitochondrial outer membrane. Bases 91 to 3792 code for a protein of 1233 amino acids. Gene Ontology annotation, molecular function: protein binding; ATP hydrolysis activity; ATP binding. The record is from RefSeq and is a predicted model, not a curated record. The transcript is spliced from 27 exons.
CUCUCCGUUUCUUGCUAAUAUAGCGUUCAAAUAGAGGCAAAAAGGAAAAAAAAAAAAAAAAAAAAGAAGUGCCAGAAGGGAGAGAGAGCCAUGGUUUCAACGAGGCGGAGUGGAUCUCUCUCCGGGAACAACAAUAGCAAAAGAUCAUCUUCCUCUGAAGAUAAAUCUCCCUCACCCAAGCGUCAAAAGGUCGAUAAUGGCGGUGCCUUGGAGAAACCCACUACAGCGGCUGCUGAAAAUUCCAAGGAAUCUUGUGCGCCUGCGACAUCGGAAAAUGCUCCGAUCACCGGAGACGUCGUGAGCCCUGGGAAGGGCGAGGCAGCCCCGGUGGUGUCGCCGAUCGCCGAGGGGGCUUCGCCGGCUGUGAUUGUGGAUAAGCCGAGGAGUUCGUUCUCUUCAUGGAGCGUUUACCAGAAACGGAACAACCCGGCGACGACCUUCGAGACCCCGGUGCCGUGGUGCAGGCUUCUAUCACAGUCUGCACAGAAUCCAACUGUUCACAUUUGCACUGAAAACUUUGUGAUUGGUUCAAAUAAAAGCUGCAAUUUUACUUUGAAGGAUCAGAGUAUUAGCGGGCAUCUGUGCGGAAUCAAGCACACUCAGCGUGAUGGCAAUGACCUAGCUGUGCUAGAUAUUCUCGGGAGCAAGGGAACGGUGCAAGUAAAUGGGACAAAUGUGAAGAGGAGUGGAGCCAGCUGCGUGCUGAGCUCAGGCGAUGAGUUGGUGUUUGGUGCAAACUAUGCUUAUGUGUUUCAGAAUCUGAUGAAUGAGGUUGCAGUCAAAGGUGCGGAGGUUCAAAGUGGUCUUGGAAAGCUUCUGCACCUUGAGAGGAGAGCAGGGGAUGCCUCAGCUGUGGCUGGAGCUUCCAUACUGGCCUCUCUUUCUAGCAUGAGACAAGGUCUAUCACGUUGGAAGUCUCCAACUCAGACCACCAGUAAAAUCCACCCGGGCCCUGAGGUGCCUACUCAUUCUCUUGUUCAUGAUGGCACGGAAGCUGAACUUGAUCUGGAAUGCAACUCGGCCCCAAACACUGAGAUUGAUAAAGCUGCAGAAGUUGGAACAAUCAACAAGAACUCUCUUCACGAUUGCAACCCGGACUUCAGCAUGGAGGCAGGCAAUGUAAAACUCUAUGGGGUGAAUGAUUUGAUAUGGCCUUUGUUCAGGAUGUUAGCUCAAUCAACUAGUUGUACACUGAAAUUGAGCAAAAGUAUCUGUAAACAGGUUUUGGAGGAACGAAAUGAGUGGAUGAGGGAUUCACAGCCAGCAUCAACAUCGGGUAUGUCUUGGAGGUGUGCGGUGUUUCGAGAAGACGUUCGUGCGGGCAUUGUCGAUGGCAGACACAUAGAUGUUUCAUUUGACCAAUUUCCUUACUAUUUAAGUGAGAACACAAAAAAUGUGCUGAUUGCAGCUUCGUUUAUACACUUGAAGCAUAAAGAACAUGCAAAGUACACCACAGAGCUUACUACUGUGAACCCACGAAUAUUGCUUUCUGGUCCUGCAGGGUCAGAGAUAUAUCAGGAGAUGUUGGCAAAGGCACUUGCUAACUACUUUGGGGCUAAAUUGCUCAUAUUUGAUAGCCAUUCUUUUUUGGGUGGUUUAUCGUCAAAGGAAGCAGAGCUGCUGAAGGAUGGAUAUAAUGCAGAAAAGUCCUGCAACUGCUCCAAGCAAAGUCCUUUAACGAUGGACUUGUCUAGGAACAUUGGCCCGUCAGCAGUUGAAGUGGAUCCACCCAGCUCUUUAAAUGCACCUUCUUCAUAUGGCUUGGAAUCUCAAACUAAGAUGGAGUCUGAAACCGCCCCCUCUUCCUCUGCGACAUCUAAGAAUUUAUUGUUUAAAAUUGGUGAUAGAGUAAAAUUUAGUGCUUCAACUUCGGGUGGCUUAUAUACAGCAGCAUCUCCUUCACGGGGUCCACCUAGUGGAAGCCGUGGGAAGGUGGCAUUGGUUUUUGAGGAGAAUCCUUUGUCAAAAGUAGGUGUGAGGUUUGAUAGAGCCAUACAAGAUGGGGUUGAUCUUGGAGGUCACUGUGAGUUAGGGCAUGGAUUCUUUUGCAAUGUUACGGAUCUUCGUUUGGAUAACACGGGUGUAGAAGAGUUGGACAAGUUACUGAUUAACACUUUGUUCGAGGUUGUGACCAGUGAGAGCAGAAGCUCACCUUUCAUUCUGUUUAUGAAAGAUGCCGAGAAGUCUAUCGUGGGAAAUGGAGACUCGUUAUCAACAUUUAAAAGCAAAGUUGAAAAGCUUCCUGAUAAUGUUGUUGUAAUAAGUUCGCACACUCAUACUGAUAAUCGCAAAGAGAAGUCACAUCCUGGUGGUCUGCUUUUCACGAAAUUUGGCAGCAAUCAAACUGCACUUCUUGACUUGGCUUUCCCAGAUAGUUUUGGAAGGCUGCAUGACAGGGGUAAGGAAGUCCCGAAGUCGACAAAAGUUCUGACGAAGCUUUUUCCCAAUAAAGUUGCCAUUCACAUGCCACAGGAUGAGGCACUUCUUGCGUCAUGGAAGCACCAAUUGGAUCAAGAUUCCGAAACCCUCAAAAUGAAAGGAAAUCUGAAUCACCUCCGCUCUGUUCUUGGUCGGAGUGGGAUGGAAUGUGACGGACUUGAGACAUUAUGCAUUAAGGACCAAAUGCUUACAAAUGAAAGUGCAGAGAAGGUAGUUGGAUGGGCUUUAAGCCAUCAUCUAAUGCAGAAUCCUGAAGCCGAUCCUGAUGCUAGGCUUGUACUGUCUAGUGAGAGCCUCCAGUAUGGGAUUAGAAUCUUGCAAGCUAUCCAGAAUGAAUCGAAGAGCUUGAAGAAGUCGCUCAAGGAUGUUGUAACAGAAAAUGAAUUUGAGAAAAGGCUUCUAGCCGAUGUUAUUCCACCCAGUGACAUUGGAGUGACUUUUGAUGAUAUUGGGGCUCUGGAAAACGUGAAGGAUACAUUGAAGGAGUUGGUGAUGCUUCCUUUGCAGAGGCCUGAACUUUUUUGCAAGGGCCAAUUAACCAAGCCUUGCAAGGGCAUAUUACUAUUUGGUCCCCCUGGAACAGGUAAGACAAUGCUUGCAAAGGCUGUGGCUACUGAAGCCGGUGCAAAUUUCAUCAAUAUUUCCAUGUCAAGCAUCACAUCCAAGUGGUUUGGUGAGGGUGAGAAGUAUGUGAAAGCUGUUUUCUCACUUGCCAGUAAAAUUGCACCUAGUGUUAUAUUUGUUGAUGAAGUUGACAGCAUGUUGGGCCGGAGGGAAAAUCCAGGGGAGCAUGAAGCCAUGCGAAAGAUGAAAAAUGAAUUUAUGGUGAAUUGGGAUGGCUUACGGACGAAAGACACAGAGCGGGUUCUGGUGCUUGCUGCUACAAAUAGGCCUUUUGACCUUGAUGAGGCGGUCAUUCGAAGGCUUCCCCGUAGAUUGAUGGUAAAUUUGCCUGACUCUCCAAAUAGAGCGAAGAUACUAAAAGUUAUACUGGCUAAAGAGGACUUGGCUCCUGAUGUUGAUUUUGAUGCAAUUGCAAAUAUGACUGAUGGAUAUUCUGGAAGUGACCUGAAGAACCUAUGUGUAACUGCUGCUCACCGUCCAAUUAAAGAGAUAUUGGAAAAGGAAAAAAAGGAGCAUGCUGCUGCUCUCGCAGAAGGUAGACCUGCACCAGCUUUGAGCAGUAGUGCAGAUAUACGGCCUUUGAACGUAAAUGACUUCAAAUAUGCUCAUGAACGGGUAUGUGCAAGUGUUUCAUCUGAGUCCGUGAACAUGACCGAGCUUUUACAAUGGAACGAACUUUAUGGUGAAGGGGGUUCUAGAAGAAGAAGGGCUCUCAGCUACUUCAUGUGAGGGCUGUUCCCGUCCAAAUGGUUAUAUUUUUCCCCUUAGAACCCUUACUCUUGUGAUUGAGGACGGUGCUAUGGUGAAUUUUGCUUAUAUUUUAGGGCUUGAUAAAGGAGAGCCAUUUUGUCUGUAAAAUGAAGUAUAGGUUAAGUUGUUUUUACCCCUCGAGUUUGAUUUGUGAUGGUGGGAAUAAAGUGAGUGAAGCCUUCCAAAUUCUUGGCUUGGCUCCACUGCUUUUGUUUUGUUCCCCAUCCCCUUUCUGUCAACAUAAAGAACUGUCUUUUAAAUCAAUAAGCAUCAGAAAGAAA